AUGGUGGCGAGACACUAUAUCACAGUUGCACUGUUCCUUUCACCUCUGUUGCUGUUUCCCAGUGCCAUUUCAUGGACAAAGCUGCCUGAGAAUGGCCGUGGCGUAAAUGUUACAUGCAUACAGGAGAAGUGCCUCGAAGAAUACACCUCUUGCGCCAAAACCAAAUUAUGUGAAGAUGCCUUUCAGUGUUUUUGUAACAAGAGCGUAACGCAGUGUAUGUACGAUGCAUUGUGGGACUUGAGGUGCUUUCAGUACUAUAAUGACGACGUUUUGUACCGCUUGGCGGCAUGUGCUGUGACUAGGGAAGGUUGCAUCACGCCCAACCCACCGAUGCCCGAAUACAAGUGCAAGAAACCUACCAAUCUGUACCCGAAAUUUGACAUUCGAACGCUCGCUGACACUUGGUUCGUAUACCGCGGCUAUCCUGCGGGGUACCAUAUCCCUGUGCCUCCGGUCGAUUGCUACGACUGCCAGAGCUACACGUUUAGUUAUGACCUUUACAAUACGACGGCGUGCCAGGGUAAGAAGCAGUACAGUGUCAACAUUAGAGCCGACCUGCAGCGUAACUUCACCUACAAAUCCUUAUUCGUCGUUAAAUCACCGACAGGGAAUAUCAUUCAAAGCACUGGGACUGAAUUUGGACUUUUUCGCUCCGACGAGUUUCGUAUUUUGGACUACUACUACUGGGGAUCGGCGACAGGGUAUGUCUUGGCUUAUUAUUGCGGGACCUUUGGCUUCUGGCCAACUGAAGGAGUGAUUAUGCUAAUCAGACCUUGGCUCUUCCACCUGCCUCCCGACGUAAUCAAGAGAGCUGAGCAAGCCGCGGCGAGUAAUGGAUAUGACUUGAGUAAAUUCUGCACUCCCAACAACAAGCCGUAUGCCACAUGCUAUAGGACAUAA
Lingula anatina is the source of this 900-nucleotide messenger RNA. RefSeq names its product violaxanthin de-epoxidase, chloroplastic-like. The record is from RefSeq and is a predicted model, not a curated record. Lineage: Eukaryota; Metazoa; Brachiopoda; Lingulata; Lingulida; Lingulidae.